Messenger RNA from Cydia amplana, 525 nucleotides. Its product is annotated as adenosine 5'-monophosphoramidase HINT3-like. The record is from RefSeq and is a predicted model, not a curated record. NCBI's taxonomy places the organism in Eukaryota, Metazoa, Arthropoda, Insecta, Lepidoptera, Tortricidae. Gene Ontology annotation, molecular function: catalytic activity. The transcript has 3 exons. Bases 47 to 478 code for a protein of 143 amino acids.
AACUUUACGCAGAUUUUACCGUUUUUUCAGGAAAUUCCUGUUAACCAUGGCUGCAGCAGCCCCCGAAGCCCCAUCUAAAUCAGCUUGCAUAUUCUGUAAUAUUGUGAACAAGCUAGAAAACACAGAGAUACUGUACGAAGACGAAGAAAUCUGCGUUUUUCGUGACAUCCGCCCAGCGAGUCGGUUCCACAUUUUGACCAUCCCGAAAAGGCAUAUUGAGGACGUUAAAUGUUUAACAGCGGCUGAUAAACACUUAGUUGAGAAGCUGCUAACCGUAGCUAAGGAGAUGUUGUCCAAGAACGGCCUGUCAGAAGAUGUUGCCAGGUUCGGAUACCACUGGCCACCGUUCCGGAGCGUCAAGCAUCUCCACUUGCACACCAUAGCCCCGGAGAGUGAGAUGGGGUUCCUCGCCAAAAUGAUGUUCCGGAAGGAUUCUUAUUGGUUUGUUACACCUGAUUACGUGAUCUCAAGACUAUGACGGAACUGAAGUGAAUAUUCCAAGGUUUACACCUGAACGAAGUACAC